Molecule: messenger RNA, 924 nt
Organism: Aegilops tauschii subsp. strangulata
Lineage: Eukaryota; Viridiplantae; Streptophyta; Magnoliopsida; Poales; Poaceae
Source: RefSeq, a predicted model, not a curated record
AUGGGAAAACUGGAGACGGUACAGGAAAGCACAGUGGUGAUCGUGCCAGCAGCUUCGGCGCUGCACUGGAUAGUGGCGGCGGAGCACUUGGAGAAAUUGGUGCGCAGGCCUGAUGCAUCCCCGAACGCACCCCGAUCCACCCCCCACUCCCCCACCCCCUCUCGCGCCCUCUCCCCCCCACUCCCCCGAUCCAAUCGGGGCGAUGCCGCCCCGACGACCCCGUCGCCCCGCUUGCCCCCGACGCCCCGCACCCCCCCGUCGGCCUCGUCCCGACCCCGCCACCUCUCCCCGGCGACCGCGCCGCCCCACUCCUUGACGCCGGCGCCUCGCCUCGUCACCGACCCCGAAGCCGACGGAUCGAGCCGCGCCACGCGCCUGGACGCCGACGCCGGAGUGCUCCCCUGCCGACCUGCUUCACCACCGUCGCCGUCGUCCCCGUCUCUCCCUCGCGCCCACUGCCUUGUCCCCACGACCGCCGGUGAGGCCCCGGCCUCUCCUCCUCUCUCCCCCCUGCCCGCGUCAGCUCCUCGCGCAGUCGUGCACGCGCGCGCCGACGCGGCCACAACCACGCUCGUCGCCGCACCGUCCCGCUGCUCCCUCGUCCCGUCCGCGCUCACCGCGCGGUGCCCAUCGCUGCGGGCGGCGCACCCCCUCCCCCGGCUCCCCCUGCGACCACGCGCGCCCGCCGUGGCCGCGCUCGGCCACCGCUCUCCGCCCUGCCUCGUCGGGUCUCUCCCCCUCGCCCAGGCUCGUCGUCGCCCGCGCUCCUGGGAUUGCUGGCCGCGCCCAGUGCCCCGUCGUGCUCACCGCCCCGCCUCGCCCACACUCGGCGCAGUGACCCGCGUCCCCCGCUCGCUCACCGUCGCCCGGGUUCUGCGCCCGCUCCGUGACCCACACCCGCACCCGAGCGCCCGAACCCGAUAG